This is a messenger RNA of Mycena citricolor, 3031 nucleotides long. The record is from the annotation of a GenBank genome assembly. Lineage: Eukaryota; Fungi; Basidiomycota; Agaricomycetes; Agaricales; Mycenaceae.
GCCUGAGUUGUUUUGAAGGGUUAGCGGAAGGCUUGCACGUGCAGGCGGAAUAUUCGCACGUGUAUCUCACGUGCACAGGCCUUUUCAGCCUGAGAGCAGAAGCUGCUGGGAUCACGAGCCCUCACGUCUCUACUUGUAAUCAUGGCGAUAGACGGUUAUGCUCUACCGCCCGAGAUAUGGCUCCACAUUUGGUCCUAUUCACCUCGGCACCAUCUGCUGCGACUGGUCCUCGUUUGCCAAUUGUUCCGGAGCCUUCUCCAGCCCACUGUAUUCCGGCAGAUUGAGCAACGAGCUGCGGGACUUGAAUCGAGCAUAGACUGGAUUGCGCAUACGCAGAAAUUUUGCCGCUCGGCGUCUCGAUAUCGGUGGAUAUCACAGGGUGCGCUAUGUAGGGAGGUGGUGACAAUGACCUUCUCGGGAACCCAUCGCCUGGAGACUCUGCCGCGUCGGUUUCCGAAUGUCAAGCACAUUCACCUUGUGCAUGACAGCUAUCUCCGGGCCUGGAAUGCGUUCAAGGAGGCCCUCCUCACUUUCAUAAACCUACACAUCGUCUCCCUCACCGCUGUACCUGUCGACACCUCAAUUCGCACAGCUCUAUCAUCGAUUCCCAGGCUCAAGACUUUGGAACUGGGGGAUUGCAGCAUCACGGCGCAUGACGGACCCCUUCUUCCCCUUACGGAACUGGUCAUCAGAGGCAGGAUCCUCGAUCCACGGGCCGUUGCAUCUCCUCUCCUUCUCGCUCGCGCAGAGACGAUCGCUGAAUUGAAACUGGCCCGGCGGUACGACGAGUAUGCACUGUUGCGAGGAUUCAUAAAAAUGCAGACAACGUGUGGCUCUCUCACUGUUCUUUCCCUCCCGUUCUUCGACGGCGAUGCACAAACGUUCUUUGACUUUCUCCGGCUGUGCGCCAAUGUCACAACGCUGAAUAUGGACAUGGCACCCGAGCGCGAUUUUGACGAAUCGUUUCCUGGCGAUGCAACGAUUCUUCCCGUUCUUUCAUCGAUCUCAGCACCUCAUCGUUGGGUGCGAUUCUUUGCGCCGGGUCGUCCUAUUACCUCAUUGGAUCUUUCUGACGUUAGCUGGAGAGUGAGCCUGGAUCCAUGGGACGAAGUCCAGCGCACACUGGGCAUCCUUCUUGCUUCUGGAGCUGAGCUACGGAAUCUAUCUCUUUUUGUCUUUACGCAAACUGUUCCAGAGGUGACAACAUAUCUGACUUCAUGUUGGCCGCACAGUCUGGUAGAUCUUCGUCUAACAGUCUGGGAUCUCUGUGGGUUUUACAGCUCUCGGCGUCAGCGUGUGCGACGAGCUUCUGAAGCUAUACCGAAGCCGAACCCGGACGAUUUCGAUAGCCGACUGGUGGAUUUGGACGGAGAUCAUCCACGCCCCGAUUCUCCACCACUUUCGCGCCCUUCCUCGCCAUCCGAGGGCAGCAUCAUCGUCGAGGGACCAGCGGCUUUCCAGCCGAGCGACUUUUCGAGAGAGGAUGGAGAUCGACGCCCCUUGUCUUUCGCGGCACGUCCCGAAUAUUUGCAAGAUUUCAGUCUGACUGAUAAGUUGCUCAACGACAGGAAUUGUUGAAUCUGAUUUGCGCCGCCAAAGUUCAUUUCCCGCUGUCUCUUCGCAGGUUCAGUUUGACCUCGGAACAUCUUUCCAACCGCCAGGAUGAACUGCCCCCCUAUGCUCUGUAUUCACGAGCAUUAGAAUGUGAUGCGGUUAUGUCACUCGGCCACUUGCUCCAUCAUCUUUCGUAUCUUCGAUUCGGUAGUACGCUGUCUUGGUGAAUUCGUCUGAACGGCUUUCAAAAUGCCUGGUAUGAUGGCAACGAGAGACUUGCCUGAAUUGGAAGUCUGCACACAGGCCGGGAAUGUAACAAGAAUUACGUCUAACUUUUGGCAAUCUCUGCAUGAUCAUCAACGCACGGUCUCGAUCGACAAGUAAUGCACCGACCGAUUACAAUAUGCGACCUCAACUUGCCCUAUCUCCCCACAUUUCGUGCAGCAUAUUGCGGUUUGGUCAUCUUAUCGUUACUGAAGUGGGGACAUUCGAUGAAUGGGCAGCGCUUGUGUUUGCUGUCUACAGCAAGUGCCCGCAGAAAUAUCUCGCGUAGCUUCUUGAUCUCUGCCGGGGGACGCCUCGUCAGACGGCUCAGCUGCUCGAUACCUCCACUCAGGCCGAUAUGUCGACUUGCCGGCAGCGCAAAUGGAUGAUCUCGGAUCGUAGAGGCGAUGAUAAAGCUAGCGGAGAAGACUGGAACUGAUCGCACCCGAGGCAAGGACUCAAUAGCGCUAGGAGCACGCACCGAUAAAUGCAGUGCGUCCGAGGAGGAUCUCAUCCAGCGCCCGUUUUCUCUCUUCCCCUAAUGAGCCGGACUCGGCCACAAGCACAUCCCAACCUGAUGUAGAGAUGUACGGCCGACUUUCCUUGCCCGACGCAUCCGAGAAGCUUGCCGCAAUGCUUUCGCAAAGCUCGAUGAGGUUGUCCGCAAAAUCUGCAAGCUGACCGACGCGCAUCUCUUUCUCGCACCAAAUACGUGCAUCGUGCAAGUGGGAAGAUGUCGCCGCGGCGCGCGUCAUUCCAUCCGGCACAUAGCGCCUUCGGUCCGAAAUGGUCGUCUGCUCCCAGUGCAUUGAAGCUCCCAUCCAACUGUCACGAGCGGCACAAUCUUCAGCUGCGUUUGACGGAUCUGGGCCCAUAGCGCAUCGCUCUUCCGCUUCUGUUCGUAAGGAUCCAAGAGAGUCAGUCCGCGGCUCAUGAUGUUGCUCAGCUGCUCGAGCUACGCGGCUUCGUUCGAGAAGCAGUGAGUGGGCAACUGGAAGACGUCUUCCCAGAGCGCGUCCCACCGAAUGGCGUUGGAAGUCUCGAAAUGGAGGAAAGUGUGCGGGGGUGGAACUGUCAUCGAGAGCGAGAUUGGAGAAGAAGAAAAGUUGGGUGGGUCACAGGGGGUUGAUUAAACUUGGGAAGUUUCGGCCUCAAAGCUAGCCACACAGCCACCUUGCCCUAUUAGUACAUGGAAUCCCAAUGCUCCUUCUGA